AUGGGCUUUGGGUCUGCUUCCGCCAUGCUUUGGUCCGCCAAGACGUUCCUGAUCCUCUUCCUGCUGGUGGUGACUGUGUUCGCUCAGCCCGUCAGCAUCGCUCAUAGAAGAGGCCAGUUUGAUACUGUGAAGCUCCAUGAAAGCAAGGAUGCCGUUUCGGUAGAGUUUGAGACGCCAUGUAGGCAGUGUUUUGAUGACGGGGAGUCCAAUGUUAUAUUCGACAUUCAAAUUGCACGGACAACCAGUGUCUGUGGUGAAAGCGAUGUGCAACUCAAUGACCAAAAGCUCGCGUUCACCUGGGAUGGAGCCAAUGCUGUCGGAGAUGGUAUGGUUACUGCCCAGUUAGCGGGACGAAAAGAAGACGUUAAUUUACGUCUGCAUUGGAGAAGCUUGUGCAUUGCCAGUCCUAGAGGGUCUAUUGGAGAUUAUGCUGCCCAGAUACUCACCUUCACAUUUUAUCCUGCAGGCCAGGAAGAAGGAAACGACACAUCUGGCUUUGCCGUUUCAUUCAAUUCUGUGGAUAAACCGGAGAUUCUACGCCUUGUAACUUCACCAGCACCAACUUUCAAUGAACCCUCAGUUCUGGAAGAAUGGCUGAAAGCCAGUGGGAAUGACAGACUACAUCAAGAGAGUCUUGUCAAGAGCCAUCCCAUCACAGAUGCUGAGUUAGAAGAACAGCUCAAGGAACUACACAAACUAAGAGACCAAGCCAAGGCUCUCGACAGAGUUAUCAAGGAGAAAGAUGAAAAGAUCCCAGAUAGUCCCUGUCGACCGGUCUCCAAGGUCCGUCAAAAUGAAUCAGAAAAAGGAUCUAAAGGAAAAAACAGCACAGAUCCAUACCACAUACCUCAUGCAGUCGGGUCUAACAAUACAUCCAUUAUCGACUCUACACAAAACUCCAAUACAGGUUGGACAGAACCACCAUCUACAAAUUCCCCUCCAUCAAAUCAACUACCUUCUCGUUCAGCCAUAAUAAAACAUGUCAUUCGUGAUUUUGCUUUCGUCUCCCUCUUUGUGGCUGUUCUAUACAUGCUCCUGAAACAUUGCGGAAAUUCAAUAAGCUGUCGAAGACGUCGAGUAGACAUGCUAGCUCGUCGUGAGCAGAGACGAACACUACAUGCGUAUCGAGCAGCAGCGUGUCGAUACCGACUUAGGCAAUGGUGGCAUAGGCUGCUCGGUCGUGAAGACAUGGCCCCUAUAGCUCAGUCUCCGACUACUCCUAUUAACGGCGAGCAAAACGAUACCAUCCGGAUAUCAACUUUACCUCCUAGCUCCUUGACUUCAGAAUCAGAGAACGAUACAAUGCCGAAUGAAAUUCUGGGGUUGCGACGUGUAUUUGAAUUUGUCGGGGAGCUCGUGAAUCCUAACGGCCCGCCUGCUGUCGGUGAUCGAGUACAACCUAGACUUGCGGCUCAAGAUAUAACUGAAAUCACUGCGCGGAGAUACGCGGCAGGAACACCAGCCCCAUCAUCCACGGCUCCUUUAACCACAAUCGGAUCUCCAAGAGCAAGUACCAGUAUACUUAGUUUUGAGACUGAUUCGGAAGAUACGGUCGACAGCCUUGAUCCAGAAACAGCCACGAUGAUGAGUGGAUAG
Molecule: messenger RNA, 1596 nt
Organism: Trichophyton rubrum CBS 118892
Lineage: Eukaryota; Fungi; Ascomycota; Eurotiomycetes; Onygenales; Arthrodermataceae
Exons: 4
Coding region: 1-1596 (531 amino acids)
Source: RefSeq, a predicted model, not a curated record